CCCACAUGAAGUUUUUACUUUCUUUUCGUAUAAACUAUGCUUCGAUUGUCCGCAAGGGUCUGUAAUUCGAGUUCAAACGUAUUCAAGACGUCUAGUCGCGUUUCUCGGCCUAUUUAUCGUGCCCAGGCUAUUAGACAAUACACAACUCCAAAGCAGGCUGUUUUCAAUAAAACUCUUAGUACACCUGCUGCCACUUUUGGUGCUUCAAAGAUAAUACCUCUUACUGCAUUUGGUAUUGCCACUACUCCUCUAUUGGUUAAGAAACCAGUAAUGUGUGAAGCCGUUUAUGCUAAUGAUAUGAGUCAACCAAAGAUUAUUACUACUUCCAAGCAAAAGUCAAUCCUUAACAAGGGUGAGUUGACCUUUGGGACUUUUCUAGGUUUCUGUACAGGGUUUUUGAUAAAGAAAGUUGGUAAAAUAUUCGCCAUGUUUGUUGGUACAGGCUUUGUAUUUUUGCAGUACCUUGCUCAGGAAGGCUAUGUCACCAUUCAUUGGGACCGUUUAGAAGGCAGAUAUAACAAAACACUAGACGUUGAUAAAGAUGGAAGAGUGACAGCAAAAGAUCUUCGUUCCAAGUGGCAAAAGUUUGUUGAUCUCUUGACAAACAAUAUUCAAUUCAAGUCAACCUUCUUGAUCGGUCUAUAUGCGGGUAUCAGAUACGGUUAACUUUUUAAUUCAUAAAAGUGAGAUCAUGUAACAUUAUUUUUUUUUUCUGUAUUUUCUUUUCUGCCCUAAUUUUUUCUUGGC
Molecule: messenger RNA, 747 nt
Organism: Rhizopus microsporus ATCC 52813
Lineage: Eukaryota; Fungi; Mucoromycota; Mucoromycetes; Mucorales; Rhizopodaceae
Exons: 4
Coding region: 37-666 (209 amino acids)
Biological process (GO): autophagy of mitochondrion
Cellular component (GO): mitochondrial outer membrane
Source: RefSeq, a predicted model, not a curated record